Molecule: messenger RNA, 477 nt
Organism: Papaver somniferum (opium poppy)
Lineage: Eukaryota; Viridiplantae; Streptophyta; Magnoliopsida; Ranunculales; Papaveraceae
Product: glutamic acid-rich protein-like
Exons: 2
Coding region: 1-477 (158 amino acids)
Source: RefSeq, a predicted model, not a curated record
AUGAUUAUUCUUCCAGCUCUUCAGAAGAGGAUUUCAAACCUUCUACAGUCAAAACUCGAGCUAAACAGAAUCGUGAUGAAGAGAAAAGCUAAAGAUGGCGAGUUGGAGGAUCGUCUACAAAGAAGAGCCCGAAUUGAGCGUCGGAUAGCGAAGGCUGAGGAUAAGCUUCAUUCCCGUGAUGAAGGUGUAGCUUCAGACUCUGAUGCUUCAGAGGAUGAAUCUAUGUGGGGACCACAGGAGCGUGAAAUCAAGCCGGACCGGUACACUAGAGAAAUUGAGAAGCUGACCCGAGAUGAUCCCGAGGCUGAGCGUGAUGAGGAAGCUGGCUGGGAUACCUAUGAAGAGGAUAUUCACCCAGACUUCGUCAACGACCCUGAUAGUGAUUCUGAUGAAGAGCGUGAAGAGGAUUCAGCAGAAGACGAUGAUGAUGAGCCUGAUGAUUCUGACAAAUCUAACGCCUCUGAUGAGUCUGACUGA